Lolium rigidum is the source of this 1665-nucleotide messenger RNA. RefSeq names its product trans-cinnamate:CoA ligase, peroxisomal-like. The coding region runs from base 1 to 1665 and encodes 554 amino acids. The transcript has 2 exons. Lineage: Eukaryota; Viridiplantae; Streptophyta; Magnoliopsida; Poales; Poaceae. The record is from RefSeq and is a predicted model, not a curated record.
AUGGACAGUUUCCCGAAGCGCGAUGGUAACCACGUUCCUCUGAGCCCCAUCACCUUCCUGACAAGGGCCGCCUCCGCCUACGCCGACCGCACCUCCCUCAUCUACGGCAGUACCACCUUCACCUGGAUGCAGACGUACCAACGCUGCUGCCGCCUCGCCGCCGCGCUCCUGGAGAUGGCCGUGUCCAAGAACGACGUCGUCUCGGUUCUUGCACCCAACACGCCGGCGUUGUACGAGUUGCACUACGCGGUGCCGAUGGCCGGCGCGGUUUUCAACCCCAUCAACUCACGCUUGGACGCGGCUGGCGUGGCCACCAUCAUCAGCCAUGCCGAACCAAAGGUGCUGUUUGUGGACUACGAGUACAUAGGCGUCGCAACCGAGGCGAUCAAAGCCUGUAGCACCGACGCGCCGCCGCCGGUGCUCGUGGUGAUCGACGACCAAGACAAGCCGACGGGCGCCCGUAUGGCCGGCGCCGACCUCGAGUACGAGCAGCUGGUGUCACGCGGCGACCCGGCGCGGUACUCUCCCCGUGACGUUAGCGACGAGUGGGACGCCAUCACUCUCAACUACACCUCCGGCACGACGUCGGCUCCCAAGGGCGUCGUGUACAGCCACCGCGGUGCCUAUCUCAGCACCGUGUCCAAUAUGAUCCAAUGGGGCCUCGGCCAUGAGCCCGUCUACCUGUGGUCGCUCCCCAUGUUCCACUGCAACGGCUGGGCCUUCACGUGGGGCGUGGCGGCGUGCGGCGGUGUCAACAUCUGCAUCCGCGUGCCCACCGCCGCCAACAUGUACGCCGCUAUUGCCGCCCACGGGGUCACCCACAUGUGCGCGGCGCCGGUGCUGUUCAAUAUCCUCAUAGAGGGCCGCCGUGAGCGGCUGCCCUAUCCCGUACACGUGCUCACAGGCGGCGCGCCGCCGCCGGCGGGUCUACUCCAGAGCGUCGAGCAGCUCGGCUUCAAGGUGACACACUCGUACGGCAUGACAGAGUCGACUGGACCGGCAACGCUGUGCGAGUGGCGGGAGCAGUGGGAUGUGCUGCCGGCGCCGGAGCGCGCGGCGCUAAAGGCGCGGCAGGGCGUGAGCGCGCUCUCACUCGCCGCCCUAGACGUAAAGGACCUCAAGACCAUGGCGAGCGUGCCGCGCAAUGGGGCCACCCUCGGCGAGAUCGUGCUGCGCGGGAGCAGCGUCAUGAAGGGGUACUACAAGAACCCGGAGGCCACAGAGGCGGCAUUCCGCGGUGGGUGGUUCCUGACCGGCGACGUCGGGGUGGUGCACCCGGAUGGGUACGUGGAGAUCAAGGACCUGUCCAAGGACGUGAUUAUCUCCGGCGGAGAAAACAUCAGCAGCGUCGAGGUGGAGUCGGCGCUGUACGGCCACCCGGCGGUGCGGGAGGCGGCGGUGGUGGCCAUGCCGCACCCGCACUGGGGCGAGUCACCGUGCGCGUUCAUGUCGCUCAAGGACGGCGCCUCUGAGGUCAAGGAAGAGGAGAUCGUGUCUUUCUGCCGGACCAAGAUGGCGCGCUUCAUGGUGCCGAAGAAGGUGGUGUUCGUGGAUCAGCUGCCCAGGAACUCUACGGGAAAGGUGCAGAAGCUUCUGCUCCGUGACAGGGCGCGUGCGUUGGCUAACAACAAUGAAGAGCAUCUGAUCACGGCGUCCAGGCUUUGA